Molecule: messenger RNA, 3908 nt
Organism: Gryllus bimaculatus (two-spotted cricket)
Lineage: Eukaryota; Metazoa; Arthropoda; Insecta; Orthoptera; Gryllidae
Source: the annotation of a GenBank genome assembly
UUAUUGUUUCUGUAUUAAAAACUAUGACUGUUUGAUUUUUCGUCAAAAACUAUUUGAAAUGAACUCAAGUUCGAAAUCUGCUCAUUUUUUACUCGAAAUAUUAACUUCAGAGAAGUGUCACCUGUAUCACUGAUAUCCGCUUCGCAGGAGUACAUUAUCUUUGCUUUAAUGGGGGUGGCUCAUGGCGGCGACAAAGGGGUUAUUGUAGAGAGAAAAUUAGCAAGGGAUAUUGCCAUGAGUAAUUACUUUUCCUUUUAGUUUGACCAACACUUAAGUGCUCUGGAAUGUGUAAGGGCGAUUGACAAAGUAUCCUCCCAGAAAGACGUUAGGAAGGUUUGGAGCAGUGGGCAGGUUGUAAUUGAGUUGGGGUAGUCAAGUGUCAUCAUGUCAGACGACGAAGACAAGCCUCCGGCGCCUCCUGUGCGUCUGACAAGUAACCGGGGAGACUCCACUCCAAAUUUACCGGUGGACAUGCGACCCCUCCCCAAAGAACCUGACUCAGAUGACAGGAAGAAGAAAAUGUUAAAAGGAAAGAUGAAGAAAGCAGUAUUGAAAGAGUCAGAAAAACCCAACAUUUCAUACCCCACCAAUUUUGAACAUACUGUGCAUGUUGGGUUUGAUGCUGUGACAGGCGAGUUCACGAACUUAUUGAAGACCAAUAAUGGAUAUCCAGAUAAACCUCUCGUCGUGUACGACAUGUUUCACGUUAAGGGCAUGCCGGAGGCGUGGGCUCGCCUGCUUAUGAGCUCCAACAUCAGCAAGCAGGAGCAGAAGAAGAACCCUCAGGCUGUGCUAGAUGUACUCAACUGGUUCGACUCGUCCAGCAAGGAGACGAAGGGCUCCAAGUAUAUGACCACCACCAAGAUGGUCGCGGACGGCACCGGCGCCCCGCCGCCCGUGGAGCUGGCGGCGGCGCCGCCGUCGGCGCUGGCCAGCCCGCGGCCGGCGCUGCGCCACCAGGCCGGCGCCGCCACCAGCUCGGGCUCCAGCCACAGCCAGCGCAGCCUCAGCCAGCCCUCGUCCAGCAGCCCGUCGUCCACCACGCCCGACACGGAGGGCGGCGGCAACGUCACCUCCGCGCCCACCUCGUCCGAGGUGGAGGAGGAGCCGCCGCCGCCGCCCAUCGCCGCGCGCCCCGAGCGCACCAAGUCCAUCUGGAUCGCCAGCGCCAGCGACUUCUACGGCGUGUGGGCUCUUCAGGCCGUCACGUGGGCCGAUUCCUCCUCGAACUACACAAAACCCAUUGAAGAGGAGGUGCCAACGCCCACACCCCAGAGCCGGACAACAACAACAACAGUUGUGGCAACAGCCCUGGGUACGGGUACAGGUGUUGCAACAUCUCCUAGUGCUACUGCAAAUGGCACUCUCGACAAGAACCGCAACCAUAACCAUGGCAGCACGGCUGGAGUUGGCGUGGUGGGUGCGGGUGGUGGUGCAGGGGGUGAUGCGCGCACUCCUUCUGACAAGGCACGGAAAAAGAAAAUGUCAGACGAGGAGAUCUUGGAGCGGUUACGCACCAUAGUGAGUGUUGGUGAUCCCAAUCGCAAAUACACCAAGAUGGAAAAGAUAGGUCAAGGGGCUUCAGGAACUGUAUAUACUGCCAUAGAGACGUCCACUGGCAUGGAGGUAGCUAUCAAACAAAUGAACCUGUCACAGCAACCGAAGAAAGAGUUAAUUAUUAAUGAAAUUUUAGUAAUGCGGGAGAACAAGCAUGCUAAUGUUGUUAACUAUUUAGACAGCUACCUUGUUGGUGAAGAGUUGUGGGUUGUGAUGGAGUAUCUUCCUGGCGGAUCACUUACUGAUGUUGUUACAGAAACGUGCAUGGAUGAGGGUCAGAUAGCAUCUGUAUGUCGUGAGGUGCUCCAAGCUCUUGAGUUCCUUCAUUGUAAUCAGGUCAUUCAUCGUGAUAUCAAAUCAGACAACAUUCUUUUGGGUCUGGAUGGCAGUGUCAAGCUGACGGACUUCGGUUUCUGUGCGCAAAUAUCUCCAGAGCAGUCAAAGCGCACUACCAUGGUUGGUACACCAUAUUGGAUGGCACCGGAAGUGGUAACACGGAAGCAGUAUGGACCUAAAGUUGACAUCUGGUCUCUUGGUAUCAUGGCAAUCGAGAUGAUAGAAGGAGAGCCACCGUACCUCAACGAAAAUCCACUUCGGGCGCUGUACUUGAUAGCUACCAAUGGAAAACCUGAGAUCAAGGAGAAAGAGAAGUUGUCCCAAAUCUUCCAGGAUUUCCUGGACCAGUGCCUAGAAGUGGAGGUGGAGAGGCGUGCCACUGCUUCUGAACUGCUCAAGCACCCGUUCCUGAAGCUGGCACGACCAUUGGCAAGUCUCACCCCACUCAUAAUGGCUGCCAAAGAAGCAGCUAAGAACCACUAGUGUCGGUAGAGCAGACUGGCUUCUGCAGUGGUGGUUGGAACCAUCACUGGACCUUAGUGGUGCUCAUAUGGCCAGCCCUCUUCCUGACUGUCCCAACGCAAUUAAAUGGUUUGAUUGGCGUUUACUCUGUUCUCUUUGAAAGAGACUGGCUGUUCACAUUCCUGCAUCUGUGGGCAGGUUGCAGAUACCUGCAAGGGGGGAAAUGUCGGGGAAGUUGGUGCAAGGGGGAGUGUUUCCUGGCAUCUAGAGAACACCCCUUGAAGAUUGCAGAAAGAAGUUGGAGUGUGCUGUUGUGAAGUGCAGGUGCUCUGACUGGCCCAGCUUCCAGUCUGCAGCAAGAUGCAGACAGUCUCACAGUUUAGAUGUGUGCCUCUAAGUAAUUAUUAAUACAGAUAAUAAUGAACUCUUAAGCCCUAGCACGAAUUAAAAAAUAAGAAGCUGUAUCAUAAUUAGUUAACCAACUCCAAUUUCAUUGUAAAUCUUUCAAAACAUGAAUGAAGAUUAAGUAAAAGAUAUAGAGAUUCCUUUCUUAAGAAAAUAGUUUAUAAAAUUCAACUACAAAAAAAUUGUACAUAAUUGCAGCAGUAUUUUUUGUCAUUAGUUCUCCAUUAAUUCAGUGCCUGAUGACUGUUUCUAGGCCUGGACGGAAAAAGAUGGUAGUGAGAUAUUUCUUCUUUUUUUUUAAAAAAAAAAAGCAUACUAUAAUUCCUUUUAUUAUUAUUUUUACUGCCUUUUUAAAAUAAUUGUUUCCUGUGAUGGCUUGUGUGUGGUGGUGCUCAAAUUUAUGUGGCACUCGUUGUCGGCCUGGCCAGCACUUGCAAACUUCCAUGGAGUUAUCUGGCAAAUUCAGAUGUUAGUAGUUGUGCUUUACCUCUUCAGUCUUGUUGAAGAUUUAACUACUACACAUUUAACUCUUUUUAAUAGCUUUAUAGCAGCUCUGGACACUUGACUUGUUUAUAUAUUAUGAUAUUUUAUUAGAAUUGAUAGUUGCUAGUGUUAAACAUUUUAUUUAUUGUGGAUAGAGCAUAUUGCUAGAAACAAGACUAUCUGGUAGAUUGAAGAAUCUGCGUGUGAUAAGCUGUGGCUGUCUUGUCUGACCUUGCUUCGGACAGACACAUGAUUAGGUCAGUAGAUGCAUUAUUGUGAUCAUAGCUGGUUUCAUGAUAUGAAACUAUGAGCUAACACUGCCUUUUGUGGGGCUAGCUUGCCCAAGGGUCAGGUCGGCUAACCUGCUGGAAUGCAGGAUGACGAGGCCACAAGUCACCCCUCUGUACUCUACGUUGAGUGAUUUGGGCUUUUUAUAUAAAUAUUAUAUAUUUAAAAUGGAAAAACUUUGCAAGUAUUCUUAUGUGAUCAAACCACUGUUUGUUUGUUUUUGUGAAUGAAUGAGCUAGCGUGAUUGUUUCUUACCAAAAUGAUUUCAUUGUUACAAAAAAGUAUUGAUGGAUUGUAUCUCAGUUUUGUAAGCACAUUAAGUAAAAAAACGAGGUUGCUGAAUUUAUUGUAAUUAUUGAAUGUGAAUAUCCUUAACU